UAAACGUAUGUACAUACAUACCAAGAUCCAACAUAAAUAAAAAAGGGGUGGGAUUAUAUAUAUUAAAAAAUUCAAAUUUUAGUAAUAUUUCUGGUCCUUACAUGAUGGAAUUGGCGCAUAAAGUUUCAACUGAAUGUCAUAGUUGGACACACGACGAAAGCAUGACUCAUGAUUCUAUCAAGCUGCACAGUGUCAAAUAUUGUUCGUUGUAUCCGAAAAACGAGUUGGAUUGCAGCAUGACAAAAUUUGAAAAUUGUAAAACAAACAUAUACACCAAAUAUGAUUAUUACCUGGAGAAAUAUGUGCACGAGAUUAUUUUGUUACUGGAUGAUCUAUUUAAAGGCCAUCAUAAAUUGACGGAAAAGGAAAUCUUGUAUCAGAACACGUUAAUUGAUGAUAUUUGGGUGAAUUCUCAAAAACAUUUGAUGGUGACGGAAAGCAGUAAUUGCGUUAAAAUCUAUCCUGAGAUAGUAUCAUUGCCAGCCAAGAAAAGAUUUUUAACCAAAAUACGUUCAAAUAUUUUGAAAAUCCACGCAUCCAACUGCUAUAUGGCCACAUCACUACAAGUAAUUAGUAAAACUAUUGAUGAAUUGAAACGUCGUUGUGAUAGCCUGGAUUAUUCAGUCGAAAGCCCAUUUCUUUCAGGCACUUAUUAUUUGAGACCACUUAGCUAUUUUUUAAACUUGAUAAAUGACCUAUACCUAUAUUUCCAUGAACAUCUGUGUAAACUACAACGCUGGGCUGAACUUUUAGAUCCCGCAGAUAGGUUGGCUAUUGAGGAUUAUUGUGCAUUAAUAAAACCGAAUAAGGAUUACCAAAAUAACCUACUGGAGUAUGUAGAUCACUGUUGCUGCUGGCGAUCUAAACGAAAAAGAUGUAUCGAAGAACAUGUGCCUUGUUGAUAGUAAAAAAAAACUAAGUUGUUUAA
Molecule: messenger RNA, 928 nt
Organism: Stomoxys calcitrans (stable fly)
Lineage: Eukaryota; Metazoa; Arthropoda; Insecta; Diptera; Muscidae
Exons: 3
Coding region: 102-902 (266 amino acids)
Source: RefSeq, a predicted model, not a curated record